AGGGUCGGAAGGAGUCGGAGGCAUGGCUGGUGUGUCCUCGGAGGCGGAGGCCGAGGCGCUGGCCGCGGCGCGCGAGCGGAGCCGCCUCUUCCUGAGCGGCCUAGAGCUGGUGCAGCAGGGCGCCGAGGCGCGCGUUUUCCGUGGCCGCUUCCAGGGCCGCGCGGCCGUGGUGAAGCACCGCUUCCCGAAGAGUUACCGGCACCCGGAGCUGGAGGCGCGGCUCGGCCGUCGGCGGACGGUGCAGGAGGCGCGCGCGCUGCUCCGCUGCCGCCGUGCGGGGAUAGCUGCCCCAGUCGUCUUCUUUGUGGACUAUGCGUCUAACUGCUUAUAUAUGGAAGAAAUCGAAGACUCGGUGACUGUUCGGGAUUAUAUCCAAUCCACUAUGGAGACUGAAAAGGACCCCCAGUGCCUCUUGGACCUGGCCAGGAGGAUGGGGCAGGUUCUGGCCGGAAUGCACGACCAAGACCUCAUUCACGGGGACCUCACCACCUCCAACAUGCUCCUGAGGCGGCCCCUGGCGCAGCUGCACAUCGUGCUCAUCGACUUUGGGCUGAGCUUUGUCUCAGGACUGCCGGAAGAUAAAGGCGUCGACCUCUAUGUCCUGGAGAAGGCCUUCCUCAGCACGCACCCCCACACCGAGACCGCGUUUGAAGCCUUUCUGAAGAGUUACGGGGCCUCGUCCAAGAAGUCCAGUCCAGUGCUGAAGAAGUUAGAUGAGGUGCGCCUGAGAGGGCGAAAGCGGUCCAUGGUCGGGUAGUGGAGCUGUGGUGAACUGGCUCACGGUGAAGGAUGAUGUAGACGAGGCUGGACCCCUCAGCAAAGCAUGGGUUGUUAAGUGGUCUGUGAUCGUGCUGGGCCACCACCAUCCAUGGCUCACUGUUCUCAGGGGCUUCAUGUACAUGAGGUUUAUUCUGGGCAGAACUGGGUAGGUAGCCCAGGCUAGCCUUGAAUUUAUGGCAACAUCCUACCUCAGCUUGCUUGGAAGAGGUUAUAAGCCACCAUACCUGACUUUGCACUGAUUCUGUCAGAAACAAAACAACUAUGACUCUAUUUGUUUUUAUAUCUUCUUAUAUUUAUUUUGUGUGUGUGCAAAUGUGUCCAUGGAGGUCAGAGAAGAACUUUUGAGAGUUAGCUCUCUGGAUCUGUGUUGUAGAAUCUGCCAUAUGGAUUUCAGGGAUUGAGUUCAGGUGAUUAGGCUUGGCCAUAAAAUCCUGUAUCCGGCGAGCCAUCUCACUGGCUCACAAAACUAUUUUUAUGUUAAUGGGCGGAAUGGAGCUAGGACGUGGGGUGGUAGCUGGCGGGGGUUGGGCUAAGUCUGAUUGAAGCAGGGUUACAGAGGCUACAUUAGUGCCUGGUGUACAUGUCCUGCCAUUUGCCAGAGCAGCAUGCAUUGUUAACUGCUGAGCCAUCUCUUCAGCUUCCUAAAUUUUUGUUUUGUUUUGUUUUUCAAGACAGGGUUUCUCUGUGUAGCUCUGGCUGUCCCAGAAACUCACUCUGUAAGCUCAGGCUGGCCUUAAACUCAGAGCCACCUCCUCUGCCUCCUGAGUGCUGGGAUUAAAGGUGUAUGUCACUACUGCUUAGCUAAGACAUCUUUUAAUAUUUAUUUUUACAUGUGUAUAUGCAGGUGUCUUAAGAGGGCACCAGAACCCCUGUAGCCUACGUUACAAUCAGAUGUGAGCUGUCCCGUGUAGGUGCUGAGAAACACUCUGGUCCUGUGGAAAGGCAGCACAUAUGCUUUUUCUGUUUUUUUUUUUUCCCGAUUUAUUUAUUUUAUGUAUGUGAGUACUAUUUCUGCGUGUAUACCUGCAUGCCAGGGAAGGGAAUCAGAUCCCAUUACGGGUGGUUGUGAGCCACCAUGUAGUUUCUAGGAAUUGAACUCAGGACCUCUUGAAGAGCAGCCAGUGCUCUUAGCCCCUGAGCCGUCUCUUCAGCCUGUCUAGACAUUUUAGCCAAUAAUAAUAUCCCUACAUUUUAAAGUGGAAAAUUACUUUAACAGAGUUGAGGGCUACAAAAAUACAGCUUAUGGGUGUGUUUUCCCCCAGGAUACCAUGAAGUGGGAAAGCCAACACAGGAACAUCUUCAAGGACUACAGUCUAUGGAGAGGGAGGGAGGGAGGUGGACGAUACCCCAGUCUGAGAUGCAGGAAACAGUCUUCCUUCAGGCUUUUUUGAGGUUCUGAGGGGGAUUAAAAAGCCAGGACAGGUGUCAAGAAGGUUGUUAGAGAGCAGGAGACAGUUCUGCAUGGGAGUGUGGGGACUGGGGAUCAGGCCAGCAAGGCUUCCUACAGACUUGUGUGGCAGAGAUGAACUCCAGACCCAGAGUCUGGGAGAUCACUUAGCAGACCAGAGAGGACCUGCAUCUCCUCCAGGCUUGGUACUUUUGGAGCAGUCUGUUGCCAGUGAUGCAUUCCAUUGGGGGGUCCGUGAAGACUGCGGUUUGGCGCUCUCCAGGUGAGUGGCUGCUUGUAGAUGGGCUGGAGGGCUGACGUUGCGUAGGGCAGGGCUCUCGUGACGAUACAAUCUAAAGCCUGAGCCCAGGGUUCCCUUCAGAAGCCAGCUUCUCCUGUGUCCCCUGGCUUGCUUACACCCAACUCACUUUCUUAAGAAACCUACCUCCCGAGGCUGCAGAGAUGGCUAUGGUUAAGAGCACCGGCUGUUCUUCCAGAGGACCUGGAUUCACUUCCCAACACCACAUAGCAGCUCACAACUGUCUGCAACUCCAGUUCCAGGGAAUCUGACACCUUCACACAGAUGUACAGGCAAAUUACCAAUGCACAUUAAAAAAAAAAGCCUCCCCCCUCCCCCCACAUCCUACAGUGUGUGCAGGGACUGCUUCAGCUGUUAGAGUCAGAAUCUUCUGCAGAGGCCUAACAAAACAAAACCACAUCAUGACACCUGGCUUCUAUGGGGUCUGAAAUACCUAGACUGACAUGUCUUCAGUGUAAUGGGGCCCAAAGACCAGUAGAAGACAGCUGAACUGGUGGGUGGUGAAACCAGACAUAACUCUUACCUUGAAGAGAAUCCUCAAGUCCAUUCACAGUAAUGCUGCUGCUUUGAACCUGCUCUGAACCCCAGUGGCAUGGGAGGGGUGUGUGUGUUUACGCACUGAGAAAUACGCUGGUGAAAUGUCUUGCUCAGUAAGAGCACAUACUGCUCUUGCUGAGGACCUUAGUUCCCAAUCCCACCUUGGAUAACUCAAAGCCACCUGUGACCCCAACUCCAGGGCAUCCAACAUCCCUCGAACACCACUGAUGCCUGCACUCACAUUUGUACACACCGAUACACAGACACACAAAUAUGCAUUAUUUUUAAAUCUCUCAGCUGGGCAGUGGUGAUGCAUGUGUUUAAUCCCAGCACUCGGGAGGCAGAGGCAGGUGGAUCUCUGUGAGUUCAAGCCCAGCCUGAUCUACAGAGGGAGUUUCAGGACAGCCAGGGCUACAAAGAGAGACCCUGUCCCCAGAAAACAAAACAAGGCACCAUUUGAAGGUGUGGGGAGAGCAGCUGAGCUGCCUCAGGGACACCCAGGAAGGCAGCCAGGCUGUUGUCCAGCAUGGUGACUGGAGAAUAAGGGGAGUCUGCUGGGGAUGGGGAGGGGAGUGGGGGAGGCAUACACCCAACACCAGAUCUUUGGGACUGGCUGCCUUGCCACGGGGAGACCCUAGGGGCAACUCCACUACUGAUCAGCGGCAGAGGGAGAGAAACAAACUGAAAGGAGCUGGACUCUGUCUCCUGAAGGCUGAGAUGUGCUUCUCAGCAUCCAUCGCCUGGCUUUCCAGGAACUCCGAUGAAUCUUUCAACCCUAACACCUACUAACAAAAGAUAUCUGUUUACCUGAAACUUAUUUACAUGUUUAGUCCUUUCCGGAAGAGAGAGGGACAAAAAAAAUAUUUUCUUGUCGGUCUAACAAUAGAAAGGUUCAUUUGUCUCCGGGAUGGAGAGGAUGCAAUUCAUAGUGGAAAGGAGUAAGUUCUGGAGGCUUCCGUAGAUGGAUGGGAGCAGAGAGAUGGCAUCUAGUGCUCAGCUAGCUCUCUCCUUUACAUAUAAUCCAAAUGGCACCAGCAACAUUUCCAUAGAUCUUCCUUUUCAGUGAAGCCUUCCUAGAAAUAUCUUCACAGACACUCAAAGGUGCCUCUCUCAGGAGAUCCCAAAUCCAGUCAACUUGGCAGUGAAGUCUGAUGAUCAGGGACAAAGAUGGAACAAGGAAGAGAUGGGCAAACAACACCAUGACGGGCUGGAGAGAUGGCUCAGCAGUUAAGAUCACUGACUGUUCUUCCAGAGGUCCUGAGUUCAAUUCCCAGCAACCGCAUGAUCUGUAAUGCCUUUUCCUAGUAUGUCUGAAGAUAACUACAGUCUACUCAACAUAAAUAAAAAUAACAAAUCAGAAAAACCA
This is a messenger RNA of Mus musculus (house mouse), 4389 nucleotides long. It is a transcript of the gene Trp53rkb, whose product is annotated as transformation related protein 53 regulating kinase B. NCBI's taxonomy places the organism in Eukaryota, Metazoa, Chordata, Mammalia, Rodentia, Muridae. Gene Ontology annotation, cellular component: nucleus; EKC/KEOPS complex. The coding region runs from base 23 to 757 and encodes 244 amino acids. Gene Ontology annotation, molecular function: ATP binding; protein serine/threonine kinase activity; catalytic activity. The transcript is spliced from 2 exons. The record is from RefSeq and is marked validated.